Messenger RNA from Momordica charantia (bitter melon), 3384 nucleotides. RefSeq names its product ubiquitin carboxyl-terminal hydrolase 16. Gene Ontology annotation, cellular component: cytosol; nucleus. Gene Ontology annotation, molecular function: cysteine-type deubiquitinase activity. The record is from RefSeq and is a predicted model, not a curated record. Lineage: Eukaryota; Viridiplantae; Streptophyta; Magnoliopsida; Cucurbitales; Cucurbitaceae. Gene Ontology annotation, biological process: protein deubiquitination.
ACCACCACAAUCGUGGAAUUUAUGCGUGGUGGCGAGGUUAGGAGCUUAGGGCGUGGUGCUUUUGGUGGACGUCUGUUGGUGCCGGCGGAUAAAUGCUUGUUUCGGGAAAUAUAGGGCUUCAGGUCCUCUUCGUGUUUGUGAUUUUCCCAGUAAUCUGCUUGGUAAUCCGGCGGAAAUGGCGGCUCUCAGUAGCGAGGAAGGAAGAAAUUAAUCGUUUGUUAGUUUUGUCGUCUGAGGAGGCUUAUAGAGCUGAGCUUGAGGCCUCCGCUGGGUAUACUUCUUCAUCGUUUACUCCUCCUGGUCACCAGUGCGCGGUCUGUUACUGUCCAACGACCACACGCUGCGCUCGGUGCAAAGCGGUUCGAUAUUGUUCUGGUAAGUGUCAAAUCAUACACUGGCGUCAAGGCCAUAAGGAUAAUUGCCAUCCUCCCAGCAUCUCCAAUCAGGCUAUUGCAUCUAGAACAGAUUUCGAGCAGAAAUUGACAGAACAGGAUCAUUAUGAAUCAUCUACUUCUGAUUCAUCUAUUGCAUCGUUUUCUGGAUUCUCUACUUCCAAUAUAAGCGGCGAAUCAUCUGAUGAUACUUCUACUAGUGAUGGUAGUAGUCAAAUAGAACCCGAGAAAUUUGAUGGAUAUAUGUCUGCUGAUGGAACACCUGACUCACUCGAGAUUACCAGAGGCAUUGACAUUGCUGAUCAAACUAAGCCAUUGUCACCCAAGUUUGGUAACUUGGUUGAUUCUAUGGAUAGUUUUCUGCCUUCUAGCAAACUGAAUCAGCUUAAAUCCAGUGGCAGUCAUGGGAAGGAUUCACAUUCUUCCCUUAAUUCUUCUAGUUUUGUAAUUAAUGGCAAUCAUAAAGAUUCUGGUUCGACGGUUUCUUCUGAUUUUUGGGCUAGAACUCUCGACCAUAGGGGAUCUACAAGAGAUUCCCUGGGUGAGUCUGCCUCACCCAAUCUCAGUGGAGGCCAUAGUAGGAAGUUGUCUAAUCUGCAAUCUCCAACGCCUUUUUCAUUCAACUCAUCAAAUGUUUUGCAAGCACGCAGCUUUGAGGAUAAGAAUGCAUCCAACAUCACCCUUCCUUGUGCCCCAGAAGUUAAGAAAGAUAAGAAGCCUUUGGAUGGGGAAAAUUUAUCGAAAAAUUAUAGCCCUUCAAAUGUCUGCAACUCUGCGCCUUCCAAUCAUCAAGGGCAUAAAAAGACUGGUAAUUUUACUAAGUCAACAUCAAAUUCUCAUGGACUUAGAUCCAGGUCAACUUCAAGUGUUCGUCCACUAAAUGGUUUAGGAGGAAAAGCACUUGAUUCAAAUGUCAGUGUCUCACCACCCCUGAGAUCUGAAAGGUCAAGUAAAGUUGUGGGUGGCCCUAUUGACACUAUUUCAAAGGUACAGGGUAAAGAUGGGAAUUUCUCACAAAGAAAAAUUGAUUCUGAUUGUUCUCUACCUUCAAGUGCUGGUGGGACAUCAGUUUCACUUUCACGCAUACAGUCAGGCAGAGUAGACAGCGUGCAGGCAACUUCUGGCAUUCCCUCCCAAGUUGCAUCUACUCUGAACUCAAAAAACGGCUUGAAAACAUCCAUGUUGAAAGUUGUUGAUCAGUUUAGAGGGUCCAAGUUGUUAAAAAACAAUCAUACUUGUACCGUCACUGAAAUUCCAGGAAGGUUUAAUUAUAAGGGGCUUUUCUCCUAUGACCACUUUGUUAAGCUUUAUAAUUGGAACAAGUUGGAAUUGCAACCGGCUGGCCUCAUUAAUUGUGGGAACAGCUGCUAUGCCAAUGUUGUGCUCCAGUGCCUUGCAUUCACUCCACCUCUGACCGCUUAUUUUCUCCAAGGACUUCAUUCCAGAUCAUGUAUAAAGAAGGGGUGGUGUUUUAAUUGUGAGUUUGAAAAUCUAAUUUUGAAAGUCAAGGAAGGGAGAUCCCCAUUAUCUCCUGUUGGAAUAAUUUCUCAGCUGCCUAGUAUUGGCCGUCAACUUGGUAAUGGGAAGGAAGAGGACGCACAUGAAUUUCUGAGGUAUGCUAUUGAUACAAUGCAAUCUGUUUGCUGUAUGGAAUCUGGAGUGAAAUCAUCAGGCUCUUGGGAAGAAGAAACAACUUUAGUAGGACUUACUUUUGGAGGCUACCUUUUCUCAAAGAUAAAAUGCACAAGGUGCCAGAGCAGGUCAGAACGGCAGGAAAGAAUUAUGGACCUUACAGUUGAGAUAGAAGGGGAUAUUGGUAGACUAGAAGAGGCUCUUCGAAAAUUUACCAGCACAGAGAUUUUGGACGGUGACAACAAGUAUCUGUGUGGCAGAUGCAAAUCUUAUGUAAGGGCAAAAAAGAAAUUGAAAAUACUGGAAGCUCCCAAUAUUCUUACUGUUGUAUUGAAGCGCUUUCAGUCAGGAAAUUUUGGAAAGCUCAAUAAGCCUAUCAAGUUCCCUGAGAUAUUAGAUUUGACACCAUUUGUACGUGGAACCAGUGAUAAAUCACUAUUAUACCGGCUCUAUGGAGUGGUUGUUCACUUGGAUGUUUUGAAUUCAUCAUUUUCGGGGCACUAUGUGUGCUAUGUCAAGAAUGUCAAAAAUAAGUGGUUCAAGAUUGAUGAUAGCACGGUAACUCCUGUGGACCUUGAAACUGUAUUGACGAAAGGGGCUUACAUGCUUCUUUACUCGAGGUGCCUGCCCAAGGCUCCGAGAUUGAUACGGCACGGCAUUGUUACUCCCGAUCCUAAGGCCAGAGUGCAUUCCAGGACCGAUGAAAGGAAUGCAGCAACUAAAACCACAACCACUUCCACACAUCAGUUAUACGUGAAGGAACAUCCUGGUGAACAUGGAAGCAUUGGUUCCUUCCAUUUUGGACAUCCCCAGAUUCAUAGGAUUUUUGAAGAGGACUCAUCCAGUGAUAAUUCAUCUCUCAUCAGCAGUACUUCUGAUGAAGGUUCCUACAGUACCGAGAGCACUCGCGACUCUACAAGUGCCGAUGAGUUGUCAGAUUACAUAUUUGGCGAUCCGGGGCGUGUAUGGAACACUUGGCAAAACAUUCCGAAUCUAACUCAUCUCCCGUGAAUUUGAAGAAGCAUUCAGUCAUUCACCUCUAGCUGAUCAGGACAGGUACGCAUCAGCUUCUCCCGCUCGUGUCGAGCCUGCUGUGGGGAUUAAAGGUCUUGCAGGCAAGGGGAGGGGAAGCGUUCCGAUUUUGCCAUCUGACUCGAGUAGACGAGGUAGAAAAUAGUAAGUAGUAGUAGUAGUAAUAGUUGGGAAACUAACACUGACCAUGUAGGUUAUAACAAUGUAAAGUGUAGUGUAUGUAUUAGAAAAUCAACUGAAGAAACGAUAUACUGAAUUAUUUAACUGUUAUAUACAUUGAGUUAGAAAUUGGUAAAUAAGAGUUGGGACAAUGCUCUACUUUUGAAUU